CGCUGCAGUCUUGAGUCCCCUCUGAAGUUGUGCGCAGAUCGCUCCGCUUUGGGAACUAACCAUCGACUUUUUACGCGCAGGUUUUUCUGGGUGACUUUUUCCAGUGGACGAUUUUCCAGCUGGUACUAUAUUCCGAACAAACACCCCCCCUCCUCCUCCCCUCCCAUCAGGACCUGUGGAGACUGCAGCUGCGGGAGUGGUCUGGAAACUUUUUUUUUUUUUUUUUUUUGCCAUCAUGAGCAGGGAAACGGUCAACCUUGACACCUACAGCCUGUCGCUGCUCACGGCUAAAGAGGACAUCCUCAACCCUCGAUCCUCCACGAACUGGGCAUUAUUUGCAUAUGAUGGGGUUACCAACAAGCUCAAACUGGCUGACUCAGGAGCAGGCGACGUGACAGAGCUGGCAGAGAAGUUUAACAUCACCAAGCCUCAAUAUGGACUGUUUAAAGUGGGCAGUUUAGAUGGAGGAGCACCUCAGAUUGCAUUGAUAAGCUGGAUUGGCCAAAACGUGGAUGACUUCCGGAGACAAGAAUGUGCCAGCCACAUUCCAGCCAUCAAAAACUUUUUUAAGGAAGCACAUGCUUUCAUUAGUGCAGAAAAGCUGGAGGAUGUGACAGAGGAGAAGAUAAGAGCUGAACUCAGCAAGGCCCAAACCAAUGCUCCUUCACAGUGGGUGAGGAGGAGCUCUCGGUCUGCAGACAAGGAGGGAAUCGUGGGAACAAACUACAGAAAAACGAAUGCUGCGAUGGAAAUGAGGCUUAUCAAUAGAGACUCAUUCUGGGCACGUGCAGAGCGUGAAGAGGAAGAGAGGAAGGAAGAGGAGCGAAGGAGAGCCAUAGAGGAGCGGCGUCGCCUCGAAAGGGAACGGGUUCUGAAGGAGCGAAGAGACGAGGAGGAGAGAGACAGAAAAAUGAACGAGAAACUACAGAUGAUUGAGGAGCAGAGAAGAAAACAGAGCGAACAAGAAGAAGAGCUGCGCAAGAAGGAGAAGUUCAGAUGGGAGCAGCAGCAAAGGGAGCAUGAAGAUGAAAUGAGGGCUCGUCUUCGAAGAAGUGAGUCUAUAGAGAAAGCAGCGGAGGCAGCGGCGUUAGUGUCCCAACGCUCCAUGAACCCGAGGGAGUUCUUCAGGCAGCUGUCAUCUUCAUCGUCACUAAGUCCCACCAGUCCUGGAUCAUCUUCCUGCACUGGUAAACCGUUCAGACGAUACCAGCGCAGCCUGACAGACACAGCCUUCAUCUUCUCUAAAGCAGAGGAAAGCUCAGCAUCCUCUCCACAAAGUUCUCCCCUGGUGUCGCCCUUCUCGAGGGCUCCCACCUCCCCCCUUUUCCGGGCCACGUCCCCCCCUGAGAGCCCCGGUGGUAACCCUCUUAGCUUGCCGCCAGGACCUCGAGCCCCCGCGUCACCAACCGUGUCACCCAUCCGCCCCGCUCCUCCAGAUUCAGCCCUGCCCAGCACACCUCAGAGUAAAAACCGAGCUCAGGCUGCGUCACCCACAGAACCCUCAGCACCACCGGCCUCGCCCAGCCUUUUGGAUUCUUUCACCCCCAGCUUAAUAAAUGACAACCCCUCUCAGUUGCAUUUGGAGGCUGGUCCAACCUCAGUCCCAAAUAUCCCUGCCCAGACGGAGGACUUAAUGUUGACCUUUGAGCCUGGUCCACCUUCACCAGUUCUGACAGAUCCUACGUGUCCAGAGCUGAAAGCAGAUCUCUGCACAGCAAGUCAAGUGCACAUGACGCAGAUGUCGGACAGUGGUUUUAAAGUUCAAGCUGUUCUGGUGGAGGCAGACGAGGAAGAGGAUGUAGAGGAAUGUGAUGAAGAUAAACCUGAAACCCAACUGGAGCUGUUUGGUGUUACCACAGAAACAACAGAGACUGAGACACAGGAAGAAGAAGAAGAAAAAGAAGAGGAAGAAGAAGAAGAAAAAGAAGAAGGAGAAGAAGAAGAAGAGGAAUGUGAGAAGGUCAAAGAAGGGGAAGAACAGGAGGAGGAUCAAGAUAGGGAGAAUGAGGAGAAUAAGGAAGAAGAAGAGGUGAUGGGAUCAGAAGAGGUGAUGGGAUCAGAAGAGGUGAUGGGAUCAGAAGAGGAAACUGAACCCGUGUUAGUAAAGGAUCUAGCAGAGAUUCCGCUGGAUGAAGAGGAGGAGUCAGAGGAAGAUGCAGAGGAGAUUAAACAUUCAGGAAACAUCCAGCCCCAUGUUGAACCUGCUGAGGUUUCAGAGGAAGAGGAGGAACCAAGCUUCACAGACAAUGAACCGAUUUGUCAAGUGAUCAAGCACGAGACUGUAAUCUUGACAGCCAAUGGGAUCACAAAUGGUGCAGGGACAGAGGAACAGAACGGCACAGUGAGAUCUUUGAGUCCUUCUGACACAGAGGGCAGUACAUCCGAGGUGACCAUUUGCUACAGCCACCGCACCACUGCUGAAGACAAUGACAUCAUCGAAGACGAGAUGCAGGAGAUCUCAGAAAAUGGACAAGAGGAUUUAGCUGAGCAGCACAUGUGCGUCCGAGCUCUGUAUGACUACCAGGCAGAGGACGAAACGGAGAUCUCCUUUGAACCAGGUGACAUCAUCCGGGACGUGGAGACAGUGGACAAAGCCUGGUGGAGGGGGUGGAGCAAAGAUGGUCGACAAGGCUUGUUCCCCGCCAAUUAUGUGGAGACCAUAUAGGCAGACGGAGACGCAUUGUGCAAACACACACACACAUACACACACAUGCUCAGGGACACUUUCUCGCCUCUUGUUUCAGCAUGUUUUUACCUUAAUCCUCCCACUGAAACUUUAUACUUUCUCUUUAGUUAGAAGAAUAAAAGACACAUGUAACUCCUUGUUUUGAAGAAAGCAAAAAGAAAAGUGUGACUCUCCAUUUUGAUGUUGACUUUUUAUUUUAUUUUUUAUUUUUUGAGAAAACACAGGCAUGCAGAUUUUACCUAGCCUCAUUUUCAUGGAAACAAUCGCAAAGCUUCUUUUUUUUCUUCCC
Austrofundulus limnaeus is the source of this 2975-nucleotide messenger RNA. Its product is annotated as drebrin-like protein A. Bases 236 to 2665 code for a protein of 809 amino acids. Gene Ontology annotation, cellular component: lamellipodium; postsynaptic density; postsynaptic membrane. The record is from RefSeq and is a predicted model, not a curated record. Gene Ontology annotation, biological process: positive regulation of dendritic spine morphogenesis; positive regulation of axon extension; neuron projection morphogenesis. Lineage: Eukaryota; Metazoa; Chordata; Actinopteri; Cyprinodontiformes; Rivulidae. Gene Ontology annotation, molecular function: actin filament binding. The transcript is spliced from 16 exons.